This is a messenger RNA of Drosophila biarmipes, 1172 nucleotides long. RefSeq names its product trypsin alpha-4. The coding region runs from base 1 to 744 and encodes 247 amino acids. Gene Ontology annotation, molecular function: serine-type endopeptidase activity. The record is from RefSeq and is a predicted model, not a curated record. Gene Ontology annotation, biological process: proteolysis. The transcript has a single exon. Lineage: Eukaryota; Metazoa; Arthropoda; Insecta; Diptera; Drosophilidae.
AUGCUAUUCCAAGUCUUCCCCUUAGUUCUAACAAUUCCCGGAAUAAUAUCCUAUUCCCUGUUGGAUGAACUACCCAUAGGCAUAGGGAAGGUUCCCUGGCAGGCUUCAAUACAAAUAAAUGGCCAACAUCAUUGUGGAGGUGUCAUAUAUAGUGAGGAUAUCAUCUUAAACAUAGCCGAGUGCGUGAGAAAGGCCAAUGUGAAAUAUAUCUCAGUGCGAGUGGGUUCCUCCUUAAAAAACUUGGGAGGUAUUGUGAUGAAUGUGGGGAGGAUUCAAGCAAUGGGCAUACGAUCCAGUGACGUGGUAAUACUUCAGCUGACGAGCUCUUUAAAAUUGGGUGCCAAUAUACAAGCCAUUCAGUUGGCCACUUCAGUACCUUCGCCUGGAACCAAAGCCACAGUUUCGGGUUGGGGACAACUCUCGACUUUGGUGCCCUCAUCGGAAAUAUUACUUAGAGUGCAUCUUAAAAUAGAAAACCAGGUGAAGUGCACUGCGCAACAGGCUAUAAAAGGAAGAUUGCUAAAUGUGGACGAGAUUUGCGCUGCUGCCAGGGGAAUCGUUCCUCUCGCCUGUCAAGGAUUCGUCGGAGGUCCUUUGGUUUCCGGCAAUAAGCUCGUGGGAAUCGUUUCCUGGCACAACUCUUGUGAUUUCUUCAAUACUCCCAGUGUAUUCGCCAAUAUUCCCUGGCUUAAAACUUGGAUUGAUACCACUGUGCGGCUAAUGAAAACAUUUAACAUAGGAUAACACUAUAUGUUUCUGAAUAAGCCAGAUUAAUAUAAUCACCACCGGUUACUUUAAGUGCCUUCCUUGUAAAGUAUUUAUUUUACGUGAAAAAAUCUCAGCCAACGAAAAAACCGAAAUGAAAUCCCCGGCAAUAUAGGCCAUUCCCAAAAAAAGCUACACAAAUAUUUAUAUUUACAAAUUGUUUUCGUUUACCCAUAAACUGUAUAUGUAUUUUUUUGGGCCGCUGCUUGUAUCGCAAAAUUGAAAUUUAAUUUAUUUGCAUUUUAUUCUAUGAUCUGGGGAGUGCGGCACAGAUGAAUAUUAUUAAUACGACCCAUAAGCCCAAUAAAUGCUCAUGAUUCCUCGCGUUCUACCCGCCGUUGUUCUCAUUUUUGUUUUCCUGCUGCCGGUUGGCUGUGCAUUUUUUAUGGUUAUGAGCCUUUUUGUAA